ACGAAAACCCACACAGAGACAAGCGCGCGUCGCCACCUCACAAAGCUGCACUCUAGCCAUGGCGGAGCGCUCUCUAUUUAACACCCUCUAGAUCUCUCCUUUUCCGCCAUCAUCCUUAGACGCCUCGCUCUCUGCGCUGAUUCUUUCUUGUCUUCUUCUUGGUCUCGCUCGUUGUCUUCGGCUGCCCAAGGUUUGCUGACGUGCCAGUUUCGUGUCGCUUUUUGCUCCCAUCCGGAAUCAUGGCUCAGGCGCAGGUGGCCUCGAUGCCAUCGGCCAUCAAGAUGGCUGCCGCCCCGUCAUCGUUACCGAAAGACGAGCUCCGUCAGAUUGAGGAGUAUGGUAGAAUCAUCAGCUUCCGCGACAGGGUCUUGUCUGGGAAGCACCCGACCAUCAAGGUUCCCGCACAUUUAGCAGGUGCAAAGUCGGCUGCCUCGAGCCAGCCGAUCGCAACGGCAUCACCGCCAACGGCGGCUGCUAUCUCUGCCAGUGCCACAGCCGCUACCGCUUCCCAUGCCCAUCCUACCCCAUCGCCAGGCCGCCAGGAGAGCCGCAACGGCGCCGUGGCGAACCGCCAGGCCCUCCAAACGAACUCCAUGCAGCCGCCUGUAACGACCAACUUCCCUGGUCUAGGGUCGCUCCCUGCCAACGGGCGUAGCAGAGGCGUGGCCUCUGCCGCUCCAAAUGACGCGCCCGUGAAGCUGUUUAAUCCAGCAAGGGCUGAGAUCAACCCCAUAUUCCUUGAGAAGUCAGAUCACCUCGUCAAGACAGAGAUACAGCUUCAGCGGCAGCGUAUUGAGCGGGCGUUGCGGGAGCAGCUGGAGCAGAAGCGCUCCUCGGGCGGCGGGGCGUUGCAGCCAAGCGAGCCGCUUCCAGACUUCGAUCUGAUGGAUGUGUUGCAGAAGGCCCUUGUGCUUGUCGAGCAGACUGCUCCUCCGUCCACUGACGCAAAUGUAGCCGCUAACAACAACCCCGAGGACUCGGAUUCUUUUGACGAGAACACCUUCUACUCGUCUCAGUUCGAUGAUUCCCCCAGCUCGGCCCAUGUUGCGCGCAUCGCAAACAAUUCAGAGCCCCAGGACGUGGAUAUGCGCGAAAGCCCAGACUACGAGCCCGAGCCCAGCGUCUCCAUCAUUCCUACCUCUACAGCCGAGCCACGGCCGGCCGUCCCCGAGAAAGCCACCAGGCCUCUGCACAAGGCACCACCACCUCCCAAUCGCGCGUCCCCGGACAUGCCAGCACCCAUCCCAUAUACGGGACAACCUACCUCGGAUACGCGGCUAGACAGGCUAGGGCUAGCUCCCGCGCCUGCCUCGCUCAGGAGACCCUUUAGCCACCAAGUUCAGGUUGUGAGCUCACAUGACAGUGGUGACGCAAGUGGCUCUACUGGGUCGGGUGUCAACACAGACAAUGAGCAGAGUGCGGAUGAUUUGCGAAGUCAGGCCAACGGCCUUGCCCGCAAUGCCAACGCGUUUGAGGGUGGUUGUCCCGCGGUCGUGCGCGCACAUGACCUCUCGCCUUUGGCACCCCAGCCGUCUCACGUAUCACCUCUGGCCACAGCCAGAAACCCCCCCGAAGUUGGACUUGAAAGGCAAGCACUCCAGGGAGCUCCGGCCCAGGUGGCAGCCCUGCGGAACGAACCGACGGCAGUGUCGAGCCCAGAGAGCUCACCCCAAGCCGGUAAAGCCAACGACAAACGUAAAGGGAAGAAGAAGAACAAGAGGAAAGCGGACCGCGAGGCGGUUGAUGCAUCUCCGUAUAUUAAGAACGAGCCUCGCUCGCCUUCUCCUCUUUCCGCCGCGCCGGCUGCCCGGCCACACAAGCGGUUGCGACCGAUACAGCGACCGAUGGAGGCUCUCAGCUAUGACGAGCCGGCAUAUACUGUUCCACCAACAGAUGGCUACAGCGACAGGCACGGUGGACAGAUUUACCAUGAGGAGGCGCCACGGAUCGUCUAUGAGCGACGCGAUAGUGCCACCGUCCGCGAUGGAGGCGCCCCACCAAUCACCGCAUCGACUUCACUGCACUACGAGCCCGAUGUCUAUGAAGUUCGCAGACCGCCGACCACUACCCAGUUUGUUCGCGAGUCCGAGUCGUCCGGCCUAUACCCUACACAGUACGGGCCUAGCGAACCUCGGCUAAGGUCAGUUUCCCACACGGUAGUUGAUCGUCCUUACCGCGAAGCCCCCAUCUACUACCGUGAUGUGAGGGACGAGCCGCGCAUGAGUGUGCGACCGGCUGCAGAGCGGAAGCGAUCACGGUCUCCAAUCAUGCGGGAGGUGCGUGGCCCAACGAUGGCGCCUCCUCCGCGUGCCCAGGCAACUCGCAUCUACAUUGACGAGUUCGGACGGGAGUACAUCGAGCCACCCAGGUCGUCUGCCGUCGCCAGGCAGUCGGUUGCCCCAUCCAGUCGCCCUGUGGGGAACAUUGUCUACGAUCACCCCCCACCCCCAGCCCGUGCAGCCUCGCGAAUGUCCGAGCCGUAUGGUGACGGCGUCAUAUACAGACGGGUGUCAUCUCCGGCCUACGCUGCGCCCAGGCGAGUCAUCACCGAACCGGAAUACGUCGGCGGCGACUACCGGGCAGCGUACAGACAGAGGGAAUACGCACCGCCACAGGCCGGGCCUCAUGUUGCCGAGGAGUAUGCCCAGACUCGCCCAGCUCAGGAAAGGCAACCAGUAGAUGAUCCGGGUCACGCUCGGGAUUAUUUAACCAGGGCGGCGAGUGUGCGACCCGCAGAGCCGGUCCGAUACGAUAUCUCGGGCCACUACGGUGAGAGGCCGGGCAGCGUGCGUCCUGAGCUGAUACGCGAGUAUGGCGUUGCUGCUCAUCCCGAGACCCGCAGAGAGGUGGUCCAUCAGCAGUUCGCCCGCGAGUACAGCGUGCGACCAGAGGCUCAGGUUAUUCAACGCCCCUAUAGCACAAGACCUGUGGAGCAGCACACGGCGUACUACGAAGGCUCGGUCCGGCGUAACGAGGAGGUUGCGGCCUUCAUUGAGCGGCCUCGUGGAGGACUGGAAGGCGUGGUUUACACAGAAGCACCCCGUCGCGAGGCCUAUCGCUGAGCGAGGCGUGGAAAAAGGUGGACAAUAGGCCAGCCCAUUGGUGGAGAUCGCAUUUGAAUACUUUAUGUGCUCGACAAAGCCCCUCGGCUGGCUGAUUCGCCUGAUAUUUUAUGGUCAUGGGCGGGAGACGAAAUGUAAUUCAGCUGGGCGUUUUGCACUGAUGCAGCGUUCCCUCCGUUUCGUUCAUUGUCUUCAAUUCUACCCUGCUGUGGGAGGCGCAUUGUAUAGCAAGUAGCGAAUAGCGUUGUGAUAUUUUUGCAUUUUCUCGCGCUCCUUUUCCUCCUUUUGUUUGCACUUCGGUCGAUUCAUCGUCCACACAGAUUCUCGUUGACGGUGCCAGAAUGUAUUCGAGCGCCUGGGACACAAGAUAGUAUUUGGCCUCUGUAUCGGCAAGCCCGUUUCACAGGUGCGAGUAAGACACAAUAUGUGUUUCCCCAGGUGUCCAAGCUCGGCAGGGCGAAGGUCUGUGUUGGGAAAGUGAGAUCAUGGGCCACGAUCCCAUGUCUUGGCGGGAACCCGGCUCAGGCUUGGACCCCGAAGCCAGCGUUUACCCACCUCACUG
Gaeumannomyces tritici R3-111a-1 is the source of this 3624-nucleotide messenger RNA. RefSeq lists its product as hypothetical. Lineage: Eukaryota; Fungi; Ascomycota; Sordariomycetes; Magnaporthales; Magnaporthaceae. The record is from RefSeq and is a predicted model, not a curated record. The coding region runs from base 240 to 3062 and encodes 940 amino acids. The transcript has a single exon.